This is a messenger RNA of Trichechus manatus latirostris (Florida manatee), 2825 nucleotides long. RefSeq names its product solute carrier family 66 member 2 (gene SLC66A2). Gene Ontology annotation, cellular component: endosome; trans-Golgi network. The transcript is spliced from 7 exons. The record is from RefSeq and is a predicted model, not a curated record. Bases 174 to 941 code for a protein of 255 amino acids. Gene Ontology annotation, biological process: retrograde transport, endosome to Golgi; phospholipid translocation. NCBI's taxonomy places the organism in Eukaryota, Metazoa, Chordata, Mammalia, Sirenia, Trichechidae.
GACCAGCUGGGACAGACAGACCGACAAACGGACGGCGGCGGAGCCCGCGGGCCCGGUGGCGGCGAUCGCUCGACAACGCCGCAAUGUGGAAAUAACGAACCAACGUGCGCCCAGGGAGCGCCUCCGGGGGCUCGGCCAGGUGCGCGGCGCCUGCAGCGGCGCCCGGGUGCGGGAUGGAGGCGCAGGGUUUGGACUGGCUUCUCGUCCCGCUGCAGCAGCUGGUGUCGUGGGGCGCGGCCGGCGCCAUGGUCUUCGGCGGCGUGGUGCCCUAUAUUCCUCAGUACCAGGACAUCCGCAGGACGCAGAACGCCGACGGUUUCUCCACUUAUGUGUGUCUGGUGCUGCUGUUGGCCAACAUCUUACGGAUCCUCUUCUGGUUCGGAAGGCACUUUGAGUCCCCUCUUCUGUGGCAGAGCAUAAUCAUGAUCUUGACCAUGUUGCUGAUGUUGAGACUCUGCACCGAAGUCCGCGUGACCAACGAGCUGAACCUCAAACGCCGCUCAUUUGCAGAUAGUAAGGAUGAAGAAAUCAGAGUCCCCCUCAGGCGGUCCUAUCUGGACUUCGACCUGCACCACUUCUGGCGCUGGAGCAGCUUCUCAGACUAUGUGCAGUGCGUGCUGGCCUUCUCAGGCGUGGCGGGCUACGUCACCUACCUAUGCAUCGACUCGACCCUCUUUGUGGAGACGCUGGGCUUCCUGGCUGUGUUCACCGAGGCCAUGCUGGGCGUGCCGCAGCUGUGCCGCAACCACCGCCACCGGUCCACCGAGGGGAUGAGCAGCCUAUCAUCUGACCUGAUUCACCAGCUUCUGCAGCCUUGUGAGCCAGCAGCCUGUGGUCUGACCUGCCAGUUUGGGUUCGUCAGCCCCUGCAGCCACGUGGGUCGAGAAAAACCUACGCCUAACCAAUGGAUUUGGGACUUGCUGGCCUCCGCAACUGUGUGAGCCAUUUCCUUGAUACGAUCUAAUCGAGUUAAGAGGAAGUCAUACUGGAUUAGGGUUUCCUUAUAAGAAGAGGAGAGACACAGAGACAUAGGGAGAAGGCCAUGUAUAAAUGGAGGCAGAGAUUGGAGUGAUGCAUCUAUAAACCAAGGGACACCAACGAUUGCCAGCAACCACCAGAAGCUAAGAAGAGGCAAAAAAGAAUUCUCCUUUAGAGCCUUCAGAGAGAACAUGGCCCUGCGGAUACCUUGAUUUUGGAGUUUUAGCUUCCAGAACUGUGAGGAAUAACUUUCUGUUGUUUUAAGCCAUCCAGUUUGUGGUACUUUGUUACAGAAGCCCUAGGAAACCACUACUACCGUGAACUACCAGAACUUCCCCAGGAAGAAAUAGAUAACCUAAAUAGUCCUAUAUCUAAUAAAGAAAUUGAAUUCAUAGAUUAAAAUAUUUGGGAAAAGAUCUUAGGGAAGCCAGAAAUCUGGAUUUUUGUUUUUUACACAGAAUUAGUUAUCAGCUAACUCUAAAACAUUUUGAAGCACUGUGUGAGCCAACACUGCAAGUCAAAUAAAAUGUAUCUAAAACAUAAUAAAAUGUUUUAGGCAUGGAGAGCCUCUCUACUCCUUUGCAGCUUUCCAAGCCUUAAAUCACGGAGGGCAUGGGCUGGGCGCCUGCCAUGUGUACACAGGAUCAUAAUCCUCACAUGGAGGUUCUGAGAGAGGAGGCUUCUUAUCCUGGCCUUAUAAAUAAAAAUGGGCUGAGGCUUAGGGAGAUUGAAGCUGUGGCAGGGAGCUGAGGCAGGGAGGGCGGAUCUGGACCGGGGCUGUUCGUGCCUUUUUUCUGCAGAGCCUCCUCAUGCCAGCAGGUUGGCACCUUGCUGAGGGCUGCCGUGUCCUGGGGUCUGUGCCGGUGGGUCUGCAGUUCUGACCUGUGUCUUGUCUGCUCUGGGGACCCUGAGCCAGGCAGGCUUGUCCCGGGGAGAGCUGCACACGCCCCCUCCCUGCAGGAAGCUCUCCGUAGUCUGGUUUAAUUAGCUGGAAAAGAUUCAGCCUGCCAAUGCAAAUGUGUCUAAUUUAAACACAUUUCAUGCAGAAAAAUACAUCGUGCUUAUUUUCAUUACUUGGCAGGCUGUGCUCUUAAAUGCUGGGUGCAAACAAGAGAUGUGUGUAGAAUAUAGGCAGUAAGUGGCGAUUGUUCCUAAUUUGCUCCCCAUGGUUUUAUGUGCCUUUAGGGCUAGUCUAAUGGAGGAGACAUGGAAGCGGUUUGCAGGGAAGGUUUGCUUCCAGUAAUGGAGUCACCCUGAAUUAUGAGUAAGAUGGUCUGGACCUCGCAUCCCCCAAGAGUCCCGCUUGGCUCUGCUGUGUGCAGGGUUGGGUGCCAGGCGGAGAACCGCCAUUGGCUUGUGGUUCACGUCCUCAGCACCCCUGGAUGCCGGGAUGGGGCGUUCAGGGGUGAGAGCCACUCUUUGGAGGCCUUGCAGACGUUACACUCGAGCCCCAGGCAUCCUGCUCCUCCAUGUUCUGUGCCGUGUCCCAGCCAUGUGCCCCCUGCCAGGUGCCCCAUCACACACGGGCUGGAUGCAAGAGCUCCCACGCAGAUGGCCUCUGAAGGUGGCCCAGGGCAGCGUCCCAACGCCUGGUCUCCAUUGCUCUUGGAGGGCUGAGGCCACUGCACCUGGUCCAGCUCUGUCUCCUGUGCAAUGUGUCUCUCCCAUCUUGGCCUCUGCACCUUUAGAACUGUACUCCCUAUGGGGCACAGCCAAGCACCUGGUGAUCCUCCAAAGAGUACCCCCUUCCCUUGGGAAUUGGGGUCCCCUGGCAUAAGAGCCGCAUUUACACAGAGCCCCUGUCCUGCAAGGCCCGGUAGAGACUACCCUGACCCCUAUGUGUCUCU